UGGUGACAGGGUGGAGGGAUGGUUGCAGGAAAAAGAAUAAAGCUGGGACCCAAAACAUGGACUUUUGCUUCAGCAUUUAAGUUUGGAUGUUGUUUUUUGCACUGCAAACCUGAUAUGUGUUUGUUUCCAAGUCUAUAUAGGUUUAAAUGUGUAAUAUUGUCCCCUUAUAUCUUGAGUUGUCAAACAUAUCAUUGGAGGAUAGAAGGUCAAUGUCUAUUGCUGCUUUGUUUGUCAUGCUGCUGCAGUCGUUGAGUCAAAGGAAACAGUGAGGAGACGGCAGGGAUACAAGUUGAGAGAUGUUUUUAUUUCAAAACCACGAACUACAUAAGUAUGUCAAUAGAAAUUUGAUAGGCCAGUGAGGUGAAAAGACUGAGGUUGUAUAAAAUGGGGGAAAAAAAACAAGUGGAGUGCAAAGAGUGAAUGUGACCAGAAAAGCAAUGGGAGUUGGGAAACACUGCUCUGAAGCACCGAGGUUUUUUUUGUCCGGGACUCUUUUGUUGCGUCCAUACAACCAUUGAGUGGAGUUACUCAAGCAUGCAGGACAGUACUGAGCUGGCAUCAGUUUUCAACACUAAUUGCAGUAAUUAUAACAGUUGAGCAGUGACUAAUGGGCAGAAGGUUUGACUGCUUGAAUGUGGCCAGUAUGAAUUUAUGUAGGAUCGCAGCAAAAAGGUCUUCAGCUCAAUUGGACAUGUGUCAAAUUGAAUUUGUAUGUAAAAAUAAACAAAACUAAAUAAAUAAAUGAGUAUUUGCAGAAAUAAACAAGUUAUGAAUGCAAUAUAAUUCAUAGUGUCUCUCUAUUCUCAACCAUAAGUUUUUGUUUCUAACUAAAGUAUAGUAGAAACUAAGAUGUUAACAACGUCUAAAAAACACAACAAACAACCAACAAUUACCAUAACCACUACUUAAAUACUGUACGUGUCUACUAUCCUUUCACCUGUGAAGGUUUGACAGUGUUUGGCCCCACCCUGGAAACAGGUGCACAUGUCUAUUGUUGUUUGCUCUGCCCUGUCACCAUAGAGGCUGAACAGAUUGUACCAAGGUAUUUUCUCUGGAGGGGGGUGACACAUGAAGGACUUUCUUCUCUAUGGACUUACUCACCUGAGUAACAGGUGUGUCACUUAGCAGCUUGUGUUGGUGCACGUCUGAACCAUUUCAACCCUGUUAGACAGACAAGGCUGAAAGGGAUGAUCAGUUGAGGAUUACAGGUAUAAAGAGAAGUAUUACAGAUUUUUUUUUCUGUUGGGUUAAAUCCAUUUAACCUAUUUUUUGUGACUUUUUAAGUGUUUAUGAAAAGCUUCCAGUGUAUGUGUUCGUUCACCCCCCCCCCUGUCUGUGGUUAAGUAGAGCAGGCCAUUCACUGACCAGUCACAGAGAAGAAGGGGAGGAGUCGGGGGAUUUAUCUGGUCACAGAGCUACCACAGGGGACAAAUGAUACACACACUUUAAGAAACAUACGCAGCAGACACAACAGAAAAAGAAACACAUUACAUACACUAUCCACACUUUAUCUCCACAUUCAAACAAGCUAGAUAGUCAUGUACUUUCAAAUCUAGGCACACCCACAGUAGCUAUUGAUUUUAAGAUAUAAAAACAAACACCCUUAGGUGGACACAGCACAGGUAGGAGCCAUGGCUUUGCACCGGCAGGUUUUGUGGUUUACUGGUUAGCCGUCGGGCCAGAGCGAGGGAUGGCACUGCUCACAUCUGCUGAGGACGACCUGGACAAUUCCUACCAGGAGGAUGAGGAUUAUGGUUGUCUGCCCAGUCGUGGGAGUACAGAGCAGGAUGAGGAAGAGGAGAAUGUGGAACAGGAAGAGGAGUAUGUCUGUCUUCCCAGUUGUGGAAGUACAGAGCAGGAGGAGGAAGAGGAGAUGGAUGAAGAGCAACAAGUUCUGUGUGAAGUGUUGUGUGCUGACAGAGUGGGCCAGAUGACGAAGACCUACAGCGACAUUGACGCUGUCACUCGACUGCUGGAAGAGAAAGAGCGUGACCUGGAGUUAGCUGCACGUAUCGGACAGUCGCUGCUGAAGAAAAACAAAGCCCUCAGUGAGAGAAACGAGCUGCUGGAGGAGCAAGUAGAGCACAUACGAGAGGAGGUGUCUCAGCUGCGUCACGACCUGUCCAUGAAAGAUGAGCUGUUACAGUUCUAUGCCAGCGCUGCCGAGGAGAGCGAGGGAGAGUCCACCACCUCCACACCUGUGCAUCCCACUGAAACCACUGUUCCUACUCCAACAUUUUUCCCCCUGGACUCCCUGCAGAAGAAACUCAAAGAUCUGGAGGAGGAAAACAAAUCGUUGCGAUCUGAGGCCAAUCAUUUGGAGACAGAAACCAUCUCCUACGAGGAGAAGGAGCAACAACUUGUCAAUGACUGUGUCAAAGAACUACGUGAUGCCAACCUGCAGAUUUCCUCUCUGGCCGAAGAUCUGGCCAGGAAGUCUGAAGACGCCUCCAGACAGCAGGAGGAGAUCACACACCUCCUCUCCCAGAUAGUAGACCUCCAGAAGAAGGCCAAGCUGUAUGCUGUGGAGAACGAGGAGCUGACUCUGCACUUGGGAGCAGCCAAAGAUGCCCAGCGACAACUCACUGCUGAGCUGCAGGAGUUACAAGAUAAGUAUGCAGAGUGUAUGGAGAUGCUCCACGAAGCUCAGGAGGAACUGAAGAACCUGAGGAAUAAAAAUCUACCGCUCAACACACAGAGGCGGUUCCACUCUCUGGGAUUGUUCGCGAUGGAUUCUCUGGCAGCAGAAAUCGAGGGCACCAUGAGGAAGGAACUUCAGAUGGAUGAUCCAGACGUAGAAGAGCAGAGACUGCAACCGAAGCGUGUGUUCCAGACAGUGAAAAACCUCAACAUAAUGCGUCAGCAGCGUUCAUCGCUAGCCCCCUCCCCGCACAACAUCCCGGGAUCCAAUCGGACGUCGUGCUUGACCUCGGGCCGCUCCAGCAGGGUGGGCACACCAAACUCCAUUUACGGUGGCGAGACGGGAAGUGGGAUCAUCCUGGACAACAGGACAAGCAGUAUCCUGGAGGGUCCAGAUGACGGGUUGGAGGACUCGAACAAGCGCCCCCCUGGCACCCCAGGGACCCCAGGCAGCAGGGACCUGCAGGCGGCCCUGCGGCGUCUGUCCCUCCGCCGCGACAACUACUUCUCAGAAAAACGUUUCUUAGAUGCGGAGAGGGAGAGAAAGCUGGCCUACCUGUCCAAAGAGGAUGAAAAAGGAGGUGGGGAGAGUAGCGGAGGCCCAGGGUCCCCAACUGAAAGCCUGCUGUCCAUGUGCUCGCAUCCCUCCAUUGGAAGUGUCUGGUCGGGAUACUCAUUCACGGCAAGAUCCUACCUGCCGGAGAAGUUGCAGAUCGUAAAACCGCUAGAAGGCUCCGCUACACUCCAUGCAUGGCAGCAGCUGGCUCAACCCCACAUGGGCGCUCUGCUGGACGAUCGGCCUGGUGUGGUCACGAAGGGCUUCCGCACUUUAGCACACGAGCAGGGACAGGAAGACAGGUGGGAGCUGGACCAACCAGAGGAGGACGAGGUCCUGUGUGACUCCUUUCUUGGCAUGUCAGAAGAAAGGGCCGCUCCUUUGGAUCUGCCGUGCUUUACCUCUACUCCCUCCAGCUGCUGCAACAAAAAUAGCAACUAUGCUGACAAUAGCCAAUUAGAAACAUUGCACCCAGAAAUGUGUGGGGCGAAAGAAGCGGGACUCGUUGGAGCCAUGCCCCUUUCCUUAUCCAGCCUCUCCCCUUCCCCCUCUCCUUUCCCCUCUUCUUCUGAGAUGAUGAACGGGCACGUGGUCAAGGACCUCCAGGCCUCACAGCCUGCCACAAUGGAUCGCAUGCCUGUUAAUUUCCCAGGGAAGUGUAUGUCCACCACUAGCUCCACCUACACCUUCACCACCUGCAGGAUUCUCCACCCGUCUGAUCAGCUGACCUCAGUGUCCCAGAGCCCAGCUAUAUCUUGUUACAGCAGCACUCGUGGCAGCACCCCUACUUCCUCCUCUUCUCCUAUACCCUUCUCUGCCCCAUCUACACCCUCCUACACUCCCUGCUGCACCCCACGGCGCCUCUCCCUGUCUCUCUCCUUGGCUGAGUCCUCCACCAACCUUAGGGACUCCACCAAGACCACCAGCACCUCUCUUGGCCUGGUGCACCUCCUGCUGGAGCAUGGGAUCUCUGCAUCGGUGUAUAACCCCCGGAGCUGGGACAGAGGAUUGGUUUCCAGUGGAGCUUCGACACCCGAUGGAAGAGCGCCGGUGCAGCGGUGCACGGAUGCACCAGGGGAGGCUGAUGUCAGACAGAUGGGGAAACGCCCAGAGACCCUUCUCCUCCAGCCCUCCACCCCACCCAACUCCCCUCGCUCCAAAUCUGCUGCCUCCACCACCACUUGCCCGGUUUUUCUGUUCAGUCCUUCCACUGAUGACCAUCCAUUCUAUGACACCUUCCUCGCCUCUAAACCAGCUCGUACCAUUCUGAGGGAAGUUCUGGCGGAGAUGGAGAGGGAGCGAGGGGGCCAGGCAGAUGACGACAGCCAAACAGAGAUGCUGAACCUAUGCCUUGUGGACAAACUGAAAAGUUUCCGCACCCUCACAGCUGCAGCCUCAUCUGGAAAUCCUCUUAUAGCUCCCUUUGGCUCCACUGGCCUGGGGAACAGUGCUCUGGGUGGGGGGCUCCCAGGACUGAACGCAGGACUGAGGAGGAAUCGUAGCUAUCCUGCCAUGGUGGGGGCCAGUAUGGCUAUGAAGGACCCAGGAGGUCCCCCCAACACAGAGAUACUUAUACCACACACAAUGCAAACCCCAAGUACACGACACACACAAGAAACGGGCAAAAAACUAACAAAUCACACUCUGGCCUCAAAGCCCAUACACAUACCACAGACACUACAUGCACUGGAGACAGUCACACCACAGACAAUAAUACAGAGACACAGCAGGCCGACAAGCAAUGACCAACACAGUGAUGAUGAAACUGUGACAUAAAUAGGCAAUAUUCAGUGUAAUUACACAUAUUACUACACACAAACUAUCACGUUCACUACAUGACUACACGCACACAAACCAAAUAUCAUCCAUCACUACACAGACAUCCUUCAGCUAUGGAGCAAACAAGAUGAUGAACCACAGUUCCCUCACACACUCAACUUAACAACGUCGUCAUUGCUAACCAGAUCACAUUACAACUGAUUGAGUCAAACCAUAGACUGUAUAUAAAGAUGUACGACAUGACUACUCCCCAAAAGUGAAGCCAAAGUGUCCCGAUCGCCACCUGGUCGCUGGCUGCUGGCUGACUCCUCCAUGUUAGUGGAUUGGGACAUGAACUAAAAGUCAAAGUCUGUGAUUUUAGGUAGUUCUUAUCACACUGAUGUUUGAUCAAGUGUUCAUUCUGGUAAUUUUUGUUUUAAUUGGUUAUUUCAUGCUAUAAAAAUGGAGUAAAAUAUCAUGAUUGAACUUGUCUCGCACUACUCUGGCCCCAUCGCUACUGCGCAGUGUCCGCCUCCAAAUGUGCUAAAUGGCAGUGUUUGUAUUUGUGAUAUUUUAUCUUCAUUUCUGGAUAGUGGGAGGAAGUGGAGAUGUAUCGUCCAUCUUUAUUUACGGUCUGUGAUCAACAUAAACAGUGAAAUGGUGGUGAAUGAACCAGUAGUGGCUGAAACUGUUGCACUGUGUUAUACUCAUAAUGUCAGGAUAAUGAUGAUGCAGUAUGUUGCCUUCCGGUGGUCUUUGUACUUGUAUAUUGUUAAUGCAAUAUACUGUCAUAUAUAUAUAUAUAUUUAUAUAUAUAUAUAUAUAUAUAUAUAUAGUAUCAUAUUAAAGGCCCAAUCUGGUGAAAAUACAAAAAAGCUCUUUUCCCUCCUUAACCUUAAUGAGUCCCCUUUUGGAAUAAAGGCGGCAACAUGAAUUUUAAAUUUACUGUAAUGACCGAAUAUAAGAUUGUUUAUUAUAACCCUAUAACACACAAAAAGUACAAACAACAAUCGUGAUGUUUUUUUGAUUUUGGGCUUUUUCAGUUUUUUUAAUCUGGCCUUUAUAAAAACGUCAUCAGUCUAUGAAACAAGCUGAGAGACUUGUCUCAACAUCAACCAAAGAUAAGUCCGAAAAUCUCCUAAAAACAUUUUUCAUCUUAUAUUCGUGCCGCUAUGGUAUUUUGAAGCCAUUUUUGUGUCUCCAUUGUAUUACAUUGAAGUUAAAUGAAAAUUAUAAAAUCACAUACAGUUGCAUUAGAGAUUCAUUUCUACCAGCAACUCAUUUUUUCUCUCUUUGUGAGUAUGUGAUAUGUAAUUUGGAAAAACAAAACUCUCGAUUGGGGCUUUAAUGUGACUGAAUGUUCUUAUGUGCCUAAAAAGAGCUAACAUACUUAAUCUCAUUAAAGUACGAGUCUGCAUCCGUUUUAUUUGAUCAAUUUUAAUAUUUGCCUUUUGUUAGAUGAUGUGCUGUUAAGGAAGCGAAUGAGGAUAAUCGUGCUUAUUAAUUUAAGGCUUCUAAACUUGCUGAGGGAGCUGCACACUUGUCAUUUAUGUUUGAUUACAUCAUUUUCAUCUUUUUUUUCUCCCAGUGAGUUUUGGCAAAGCUUUUCCCCAUUCGUUUAGAAACCAUAAAAACAUGUAGCACACAAACGGCAAUACAGAUCAGGUCCUGCUCUCCAGAUACCUUGAUAAAACUUAACUUUUUUGUUUCUCAUUUUGGGACCCCACCUGUCUUUAUAUACGUAUCUAGUCUGUGUAGGUUUGAGGAGGAUGUGAACGGCAGGACAUGGACACAAACAUGCCAAUAGAGCAAAAUGCUGAUGGGAUCUGAAAGAUCAGGACGUAAACUCUGCUGCAGUCCGAACUGUAACUCAAUGCCAAAGUUACACCCAACAUGUGGAUUUGCAAGCUUGUUUGCUUGCAAAACAGAUUGUCAUCAUAGAUUCCCUUUAUUUCAUUACUGCUGGUGUAUGCAAUCAUGCAGUAAUUUUGUCAACCUCAAAUGUAAGGUGUAUGGGUGAAAUGUUGAGCACUACAAGGCAUCAGCGGACGUGUAUUUGUCUGAAUGUAACUGUAAGAAGAGUGACUUGAAGCAUGGUUUUAAGAAGCAGAGAUUUUAUCAAAUUUUGUUGCUGAGGGGAAAUGUUUGGUCCAGUUCCUGUGUCCACCCUCAGGAUCAUCCAUCAGACAUUUUCUAAACUUUUUUUAUAAUCUUGUUUGGAAGGAGAUAUAAAAAAACACUGGGACUGGGCCACUGGCUGCUUGUCUGGCUGAAUUAAAGGACGAAUGGCUGGUGCUCACGCUGGCAGUGAUCUGUUCAAAUCCUAAACGAUAAAGGGAUUCAACUUGCAAUGCAAGAUUAGCGCAAAUGAAAAAUAUAUUUAUUAAAAACUUGAAGUGUUAGAGGCAAACAUAUUAUUGAAUAUCUAUUGUGUAUGUUACAUCUGUUUUGAUCUAUAUUUUCAACUGUCUCUGUCACAUUUUGACUCAUUUUUGAUUGGACAAUUUUUUUGUUAUUGUAACAUGAUAAACAUUCAGUUAAAUGUCCAUAACAGCUAAAUAUUUGGGAGAAAAAUACAUCAGACAACAAUUUACAGUAUUUAACAACGAUAUAGUGCUAAGACAGACGAGUGUGUGUGCUGUUUGUGUGUGUCACUUGAAUCAUCUGAAUGUAAGUUAUUACAAACUGUAAUCCUGCUGGUCUUUGUCUACAGUAUAUUGAUUUUUCUUUAUUAGUUUGUAUUAUCAGCAGAGAGGGAAUCUAUGCUUACAUUGUAAAUGUAUGCAACACAUUUAGCCAUGCUAACUAUUGUUUUUAUGUAACUGUAGAGAAAUUGAGUUGUUUAUUUUGAAUAAAGAGGGAAAGAUACUUUCUGUUCAGGGACUGAAGUGUUCUAUUCUACAGAAUAAGAAAAUAAAUGCAUAAACACGGACUUGUUUUUCAGGGACUGAAUUGUUCUAUUCUACAGAACAGAUGUACUGUCAACAAGAAAAUAAAUAUAUAAACACUGA
Molecule: messenger RNA, 7965 nt
Organism: Hippoglossus stenolepis (Pacific halibut)
Lineage: Eukaryota; Metazoa; Chordata; Actinopteri; Pleuronectiformes; Pleuronectidae
Product: trafficking kinesin-binding protein 1
Exons: 15
Coding region: 1691-4972 (1093 amino acids)
Biological process (GO): anterograde axonal transport of mitochondrion; endosome to lysosome transport; neurogenesis
Cellular component (GO): dendrite
Molecular function (GO): GABA receptor binding
Source: RefSeq, a predicted model, not a curated record